AGCUGCGUCUCGGAGACGCGCGGCUGCGUCAAACAUGACUCCCAACUAAUUAUAUCAUUAAAACGACGCGAGUGCGAUUAGAACGUUUCCCUCUAUUUUCUAUAUUAAUAUUGUGGAAGCAUCACGCACAGCGGAAAAGAACAUCAAGAUGGAUAUGUUAAUCAAAGAUGAGGAGUACAUAAACGCCAACGAUCCGUCCCUCCCAGACAUGAAUCGGGAGGUGCUCGAAGGUUCCAUAGAGGGAAUCGCCGACUUCUUCACCAACGCCGUAAUUCUGGUCACAGGAGGGACGGGAUUUGUCGGGAAGGCGUUGUUGGAGAAGCUGCUACGAAGCUGCCCUGGGAUUGACACAGUAUACGUGCUGAUGAGACCCAAACGAGGACUGAGUGUUGAGCAGAGGUAUAAGGAACUGAUUAAAAAUCAGGUAUUCGACCGUAUUAGGGCCAGAUAUCCACAACGUCUUGAAAAACUUCAUGCCCUAGCCGGGGACGUAUCUGCGCCACGUUUGGGGCUCACGGAUGCACAAGUGGCGCUAAUGGGGCGCGUGAACACAGUGUUUCAUUCAGCCGCCACUGUGCGCUUCACGGACCCUUUGAGGAACGCCGCUGCCUUGAACGUUAAAGGAACAGACACACUUAUGAAGCUUGCCAGGGAUCAUAUGCCAUUACUUAAGGCCGUGGUACAUGUGUCAACAGCGUAUAGUAAUGCACCACGCUCAGAAAUCGAUGAACGAGUUUAUGAACCUCCUUGCGACCCACAGGCUUUGCUGUCCUGUGCCGAACUCUUACCACCAGACACACUGGACCGACUUGCGCCUUCGCUACUCGGUGAACAUCCGAACCCGUACACCCUGACAAAAGCAGUAGCGGAGACCAUCGUUCAAGGCUACACAGACUUGCCUGUUUGCAUCGUUAGGCCUUCCAUAGUGACGGCUGCGUACCAGGAGCCAUAUCCAGGAUGGAUAGACAACGUGUAUGGAGUUACUGGUAUAAUAAUGGAGAUCUCUCGGGGUACCUACCGAUCUGGACUUUGUCGUGAGAGAUAUGUGGUGGAUCUGGUACCAGUAGAUGUACUGGUGAACUGCUGCAUACUUGCAGCUUGGAGACAGGCUGGGAAACGUGCUGGCAAAUGUCCUGUAUACAAUGUAACGUCAGGGUCGGUCGCGCCAUUGCAGUGGGGCAAUUUUACAAGGCUCUGUGUUCGCUGGGCGAGAGAGAAUCCAACCAAAUACGUCAUGUGGUACCCGAAUUUCUCGUUCACCGAGUCAAGAGCGCUAAACACUUUCUGGGAACUGACUUGUCACUUUUUACCAGCUUUCAUCUACGACCUUGUGUUACGAGCGCAAGGACGAAAACCCAUCAUGAUGAAGCUUGCACGUCGUUUUAAACUGGCAGCUGCAACAGGAGAAUACUUCGCCAAUAACGAAUGGCAUUUCGGCAUCGAAGAACUUACAGCUUUGCACAAAGAUGGCGCAUCUGCUCCAGACGGCGCUAUUUUCUCGGCUUGGCCUCAACAGUUCUCAUGGGAUUCCUAUGUUGGCGCGUAUAUGCUUGGAAUCCGACGAUUCAUAUUAAAGGACACCUUGGAAUCGCUGCCCGAAGCUCGUAGUAAACUCAACAAAUUGUAUUGGAUACACCGCGUGUGCCAAGCGGCUAGUGGAUACUACUUAUUCCGGUUACUGGCAUCCCGUUGGCCUCUCGCCAGCAGUUGGUACCACAGACAAUAGAAUGGUCCCUAAUUAGUUUAUCGUAUGUAAGAAAAAGGCACAGUUGUUUUUCUUACCGGAGAAGAAUCAUCUUUUCCCUCAAUUAUUAUCAGUGGUAUCGACAACUAGUAUUAUCUGUGGAUAUUUCCACCCGUUAUGCUUAAAGAGGCUAUAGCAGGGUUUUCUAGAAACCUUAGAUACAUAGACAGUCAUAUUCGACGGAAUAGAUAAUGUUGUUGUAUUAGAAGCAAUAUCUGAUCCAAUUCUAUCAUUUCAUUUCAAAAUCUAUGAACAAUUCUUGGUGUAGUUUUAUUUGCGUUUCAUAUAACCCUAUCAUUAUUAUGUAUCUAUUAUUAAAAGCCAAUUUGUAUAGUAAACUUUACAAAGCAAGCUGAUGUAAGAUUUUAAAUAAUGAUUUAUAGGUGAAAUUUUGCACUGACAGUGGUAAUAAAUGUUCACAUGAGAUGUUAUAUGUGUUUGUAUCGAAAUAUUUUAUCCGAUUGUAAAAUACAUUUUAAAUGCCUAAGGGUGUUACCACACCAAUCGAUCGAUCGUUAAUCGAUGUCAUCGAUCGACAUCGGUCGACGUUGAUCGAUUGGUUUGGUAGCUUUAAUUGAUCGACGGAUACCGGUCGACUAACCAUUCGAUCGAUUGCCAGACGAUGGCAUCGGUCGACGUAGACCGAUUGACCCCGGCUAUAUUCCAUCAGUGUUUUUCGAAAUGUAUUCACAAGAGGACGCGUUAUCGAUUGGUCUGGUAGAAACUAUCGAUCGACGUCGACUAAUCCAUUCUACCAUCGAUCGAUGGCAUCUAUCGACUAUCGAUCGAUUGGUGUGGUAACCUGAAAGGGGAUUCAAAGUCGAGACUUGGCGCUAAGUGUGACUCCAGUUUCUCAAAAGCAUAUUGGAUUUGACAUAGUUAUAGUUAUACGCUAAGAAUGGACUCUGAAUCGGAGAGUUGGGCUGUUCUAACGCAAUUUAUAUUACGGCUUGAAUUGAGUCGUGUAGUGUAAAAGUAAAUUAAUUCAUAUAUGCUUUAUUAAAGAGAAAAUGUCACACAUCUCUUGUUUAUCGUUUAUUAUUAGAUUAUUAUAAUUACGGUGUUAUAAUGUAAUUAAAAAAUUAAAUUAAA
Messenger RNA from Pieris napi, 2836 nucleotides. Its product is annotated as putative fatty acyl-CoA reductase CG5065. Gene Ontology annotation, cellular component: peroxisome. NCBI's taxonomy places the organism in Eukaryota, Metazoa, Arthropoda, Insecta, Lepidoptera, Pieridae. The record is from RefSeq and is a predicted model, not a curated record. The coding region runs from base 149 to 1726 and encodes 525 amino acids. Gene Ontology annotation, molecular function: alcohol-forming very long-chain fatty acyl-CoA reductase (NADP+) activity. Gene Ontology annotation, biological process: long-chain fatty-acyl-CoA metabolic process. The transcript is spliced from 12 exons.